AUGACCCUGACUGCCAACAAAGCCCUGUAUGUCAACGAGGACGGAGAGAUCCAGGUUCGGAACGACAUCAACCACGAAGAGAUAGCAGCCGGCGAAUUGGUUAUCGAAGUGCACUACUCUGGUAUCAAUCCAGCAGAUAGCAAACAUGCAGAGCUUGGCAUUCGUUCGACGGUCAUCGGGUACGAUUUCUCUGGAAUUGUCUUGUCAGCACCUACUGGAUCGCGUUUCAGAAAGGGAAGUAUCGUAGCAGGAUACACGCCCUCGGGUAUCGGAAGAGCAUUGAAGUAUGGAUCACAUCAAAGCCGCCUCGCGUGUCCCAACGACAUGGUAUUCGAAGUACCUCACAACCUCCCAGAGACCCAUGCAGCAGCUCUGACAACAGUGACGAUGACAGCUGCAGACGCGGUCUUCAACCUGUUCCAAUUUCCACUGCCUACCGCUCCCGCCGCCUACACCCGCCCUGUCCUGGUUUGGGGCGCCUCGUCUAGCGUUGGCUUUAGCACUGUUCAGUUUCUGUGUGCCAGUGGCUGUCAGAACAUCAUAGUGACUGCUUCGCCAGCCCGUCAUGGGCUGCUGAAGAGUGUUGGGGCCGCACUGUGUUUCGACUACGCCUCAUCAACAGUUGUAUCCGAUAUCGCCACCGCGGUGGAAGCUCUGGACCAAGGACCGAUCUCUCAUGCUCUCGAUGCUGUGGGCACUCCGUCUACAGCGCACUUAGUCGUACAUAGCGUGAGGAGCUCAGCAGCAGUUCUAGCCUCUGUGACCAAGUUCGAUGAUGGGUUUCGGAUGCCGUUGGCGUACACGAAAGAUGGCUGGCGCAUCCAGCCGCCUGGUGUUCCUCAUGUCAUCGAUCUGCCUUCCAGGCCAGAAGAUCAUUGGCAUGCUUGGAAAGCGUUGCAAUGGGCGGUGGACAACUAUGGUAGUCACUUCGGACUUCCAAAUGUGGAAGUAUUUCGAGGCACGGCCGAGGAGGCGUUACAGGAAGUCAUCAAGAUUGGCGGAUUUGGAAGAGGCUUCGGUAAAUUAGUCAUUGAACAGCCUUUGCAUUAA
This is a messenger RNA of Alternaria arborescens, 1050 nucleotides long. RefSeq lists its product as hypothetical. The record is from RefSeq and is a predicted model, not a curated record. The coding region runs from base 1 to 1050 and encodes 349 amino acids. NCBI's taxonomy places the organism in Eukaryota, Fungi, Ascomycota, Dothideomycetes, Pleosporales, Pleosporaceae. Gene Ontology annotation, molecular function: oxidoreductase activity, acting on NAD(P)H. The transcript has a single exon.